This is a messenger RNA of Dictyostelium discoideum AX4, 1002 nucleotides long. It is a transcript of the gene vps37, whose product is annotated as Modifier of rudimentary family protein. The transcript is spliced from 3 exons. Lineage: Eukaryota; Evosea; Eumycetozoa; Dictyosteliales; Dictyosteliaceae. The record is from RefSeq and is a predicted model, not a curated record. Gene Ontology annotation, cellular component: ESCRT I complex; cytoplasm; late endosome membrane. The coding region runs from base 1 to 1002 and encodes 333 amino acids.
AUGUCAAAACCAGACUUAAAUUCUCUUUCAAUUAAAAUGAAACAAAUAAACCUCUUAAAAGAGAGGUUUAGUCAUACUAUAGAAGUUGUCAAAGAUUCUACCUUCAAAAUUCCUUUCUUAAAUGUACAUUUAUUAAUUUCAUUACCAGUCAAUUUCCCCAACUCACCACCAGCAUAUUUUUUAGAGAUUUUACAAACACAUCAACCAGUAUCAUUACCACCAAAUUAUCAAUGGACACAAAUUAGUAAUUUAGCAUCAGUAACUGUACAUAUAAUGGAACCUUUUAUAAAAGAUAGUAGAAUAUUAGAAACAUUAAUUGAGCAGGUUAAAAGAUCUCAAGCAAUGCAACAACAACAACAACAACAACAACAACAACAAAGAAAUCAACAAGCACAACAACAAUACUCCCCACCUCCACCAUAUAAAGAUCAACCAAUUAAUAAACAACCAGCACAACAACAACCACAACCAGUACAACAAAAACCACAACAACAACAAAAUGGAACUAAUAAAAUACCAAUGAUACCAACAGAAUUCCCAGAAUUAAAAUCAAAAUCAGUAGAAGAAUUAGAAGAAUUAUUAAAGAAUGAAGAUUCAUUAAAUGCAUUUAUUUAUUCAUAUGAUGAAGUUAGUGAAUUAUCAAAUAGAAAAUCAAAAUUAUUAUCAGAGAAUGAAAGAUUAACAAAGAUUACAGAUCCUUUACCAAAUGAUAUCAAUGAUUUAUCAGCAAACUUAAUGACAUCAAAACAAAAACUUGAAGAGUUAAAACGAAAACAAGAACAAUUACAACAAAAAAAGAAUUCAAUCGCUGACAAAUACUCUCAACAAAACUUAUUGGAAAUAUUAAAUGAUUCAAUAUCUGAUUUAGAGUCUGAAUCUGAUAAUAUAGUUCAUUCAUUUUUAGAAGGUAAUUUAGAAUUAAAAGAAUUCAAAAAACAAUUUAAAGAAAAAAGAUCUUCCUAUCACUCCAAAUGUGCUAAUAAAGAUUUAUUUUUUAAAUAA